AUGAAGAAGUCAAAGACCAGAGAUUUCGAUCCCGAGUCCCUACUCGACCCUGCGCCUAGCUCUAGCGAGGACGAGCGUUCUGGUAGCGACAUCUCAGACGUCGAAGACGAGAAAGUUGGGCGCGAGCAUUAUACAGUUGUAGGAAAGAGCAAGCUACGCAAGCCAGUUGAGGUUCCCCUCGGACCGGAGUAUACUGGGCGUAAAGUAGACCGCAAGGCUCUUGAGGACAGCGAUAGCGACGAUCCGUUUGCCAGAGGUUUCGAUGACGAGGAUAGCGAAGCUAGUGAUGAGGAAAGAGAAGACGAUAUCAAUAGCGCUGAGCUUGACAGUGAAGAUGAAAGUGGUGGAAGCGACGCCGAGGGCGGUUUGGAUCUGGACAUGAGUGAUGAAGACGAAGAGAUGGGAAGCUCUGCCGAGGGCGUCAGCGACGAUGAAGAGGAUUCUGAAGCUUCGGAUGGAGAAAAGCCCAGCAAAGACAAGAAGCGCGAUGCGUCUGCGGUACGCGAUCUCAUGGCUGCAAGCAAGUCUUUUACAUCGACAAUUGCUGCUGGCACCCAGUCCGAUGUUGCCAAAGGAGAAGCUAUCAAGACACAGCGCAAGGCAUUUGACACAUUACUCAACUCCCGUAUCCGAUUACAAAAAGCCUUGAUUAGUACCAACUCUAUGACUGCGGAGCCAUACAGAAAUGGAGCCGCUCAAGAAGCACCGGUCGAGGCCGCCGAGGCCGCAGCCUUGACUUUGUUAAACAAUCUUACAAACCUCCGAUUGUCAUUGGAAGAGUCACGAACAGGCCAAAAGCGGAAGCGCGCCAAUUUCGACCAAGCGACUCCGUCAUCAGAAAUCUGGUCUUCUAUCCAGGACACGGAAAAGGGCACUCUGCCACACCGCAAAGCAAUUCUUGAGAGAUGGUCAAACAAGACGAAAGCCACGACCGUAACCAACAACAAGGCUCGUCUCAACGCUUCUGCCCAACAAACGCUCACCGAAGUCCUGGUCUCACAGCUUACAUCAUCCCAUCUCGUCACUCGCACACAAAUGCCUCGCUCAUGUGCACCUCUUCAAUCGUCCAAUAAAGCAGCGCAGCCUGACCCCGCCAUCUACGACGAUGCGGAUUUCUACGGUUUGAUGCUGAAGGAGCUUCUCGAGCAGCGCUCUGCCGACCUCAAUGCUAACGGAACGGCGGAAUUUGUUGUGCAGGCGCCGUGGCAGGUAGCCCGUGAAGCCAAGACCAAGAAGGUCGUCGAUACAAAGGCCAGCAAAGGGCGCAAGCUCCGGUACGUUGUCCAAGAGAAGCUACAGAAUUUCAUGGCGCCAGAAGACAGGGGUGAAUGGGGCGACCGGCAGAGAGAUGAGCUAUUUAGCAGUCUAUUCGGUCAGCGGUUGGGACUUGGGGAGCAUGAUGAGGUUGAGAGUGAAGAGGAAGAGCAAGUGGACGCAGAGGAAGCCGGUCUGAUGUUGUUCAGGAGCUAG
Molecule: messenger RNA, 1470 nt
Organism: Bipolaris victoriae FI3
Lineage: Eukaryota; Fungi; Ascomycota; Dothideomycetes; Pleosporales; Pleosporaceae
Exons: 2
Coding region: 1-1470 (489 amino acids)
Biological process (GO): maturation of SSU-rRNA from tricistronic rRNA transcript (SSU-rRNA, 5.8S rRNA, LSU-rRNA)
Cellular component (GO): nucleolus; nucleus
Source: RefSeq, a predicted model, not a curated record